Messenger RNA from Lathyrus oleraceus (garden pea), 1171 nucleotides. RefSeq names its product calmodulin-binding protein 25. Gene Ontology annotation, biological process: response to osmotic stress. The record is from RefSeq and is a predicted model, not a curated record. The coding region runs from base 133 to 870 and encodes 245 amino acids. The transcript has a single exon. Gene Ontology annotation, molecular function: calmodulin binding. Gene Ontology annotation, cellular component: nucleus. NCBI's taxonomy places the organism in Eukaryota, Viridiplantae, Streptophyta, Magnoliopsida, Fabales, Fabaceae.
UUGUCCCCUUCCUUUUUCUUCCCAUUUCACCUCUCUCUUUAUUUCCCUAACACAACACAACACACACUACUAUAGCAAACUCAACUCACACUCUCUUAAACGCACCGUUUUCAAUUCUCAAUUUCACUUGCUAUGGCAUCUUCUGAUAAUUUAUCCGGCAUUGAACCGUGGAUGUUUCGCCCUGCGGUGGCUGACACGUGGCUCGCCGAAUACAUAGCUCGCGACACCGAUACCCUCACCAAGGCUCUUCAAAAAACACUCUCCACUUCACCGGAAGACGCUUUCUCUCCUUUUUUAAACCUUGUUAAAACUGACUCAGCCGUUACCGCCACACCAACGGUUUCCAGCCUCUCCGGCUCCGACCAGGACUCCGCUCCGAAGCGUCAGCGAGUUGCAGCCGGGAAGAUCUCGAAGAGAAAGUCGCGUGCCUCGAAGAGGUCACUGACGACGUUCAUCACCGCCGACCCUGCCAAUUUUCGGGAGAUGGUGCAGCAGGUUACCGGAGCGAGAUUCGGUGCGGGUUCGAAUAUUUCAAUGGCACCGAUUGUGAAGCCGGAGCCGCUUCGAAUGGUGGGAGUCACCGGAGGAGGAAGGUUUUCUACGGAGGGUGGAAGUUGUUUGCCGACGCUUGACACGUCAGCUUUUUUACUUGACCACGUCCAUAACCGUCAACAACAACACCACCAACCGAAUCAAACAAUGGUUGGUGGUAACUCGGAUGGGCCUGAGAACUCUGGGAUGGGCCCACUUUCAUUUGGGCAGCCCAUUGGAGGAUUGGAUGACGAUGCUGGUUUCGUUUCUGCGGGUUUAGAUUUUGAAACUUUCUCAAGCUGCUUUCCCACUUUGGAAUCGUCGUGGAAAGUUAUGUAAGAGAUGAAACGACGAGAUUGUCCCUCAAUUUUUCCUUUUCACUUUUUCCCUUUUUGCCCCCAUCGUGGGUUUGGGAUUGGAUAUUGGGGUUAGUAGCUAUAGCUAGGAUAUGAUUGUAAAUUAGGGAAAAGGGAAGGGAAUGGAUAUGGAAAUGGAUGUAGCAUUUCCUUUUUCUAUGUAAUUCGUAUUACAUAGUUGUUUUAUCAUUACUAUUAGUAUCAAGUACUAAAAACAAUGUUGUAUCUUUGUUUAGUUCAAUUAAACUAAUUAAUGCAUUCCCAAGUGUGUUGUUAUCAUCUAA